Molecule: messenger RNA, 705 nt
Organism: Pantherophis guttatus
Lineage: Eukaryota; Metazoa; Chordata; Lepidosauria; Squamata; Colubridae
Source: RefSeq, a predicted model, not a curated record
AUGUGCAUUGAAUGUGGAAGAUUUUUCCGUACAAUACAAAACCUCAGAAGUCAUGAGAAUGUUCACAGGAGGGAAAAAAGGUUCAAAUGUUUAGAAUGUGGGAAAGAAUUUGGUCGUUCAUCAACCCUUAGAGUUCACUGCAAAACUCAUACGGGUGAGAAAUGCUACAAAUGCUCAGUGUGUGAGAAAUCUUUCACCCAGAAAGGUACACUUCGGAAGCAUCAGGGAAUCCACUUAGAGAAGAAAUAUAAAUGUCCGGAGUGUGAAAAAACUUUUCAUUGCAAAUAUUAUCUUAGAAAACAUGAGAGGCUUCACAAAGGAGAGAAGCCUUUCCAGUGUGUGCAGAAAAAUGAAAAGUGCCCAAAAUGCGGGAGAUGUUUUGCCAGAAAGUCAUACCUAAUUCAACAUCAGAGAAUUCACACUGGGGAAAAACCCUAUCAGUGCCCAGAAUGUGGGAAAUUUUUUGGCUCCAAGUCAAACCUAGGUCAACAUCAGAGACGUCACACCGGAGAAAGACCCCAUCAGUGCCCAGAAUGUGGGAGAUCUUUCGGCUACAAGUCACACCUGAUUCGACAUCAGAGACUUCACACUGGAGACACACCCUAUCAAUGCCCACAAUGUGAGAAACGAUUUGUGGAGUCUGCUGGACUUCGGAGACAUCAGAAGAAGCACACAGGAAAGUCGCCCUAUAAAUGUGGGAAGUGA